Staurois parvus is the source of this 315-nucleotide messenger RNA. Lineage: Eukaryota; Metazoa; Chordata; Amphibia; Anura; Ranidae. The record is from the annotation of a GenBank genome assembly.
AAUCUGGAAACCCCUUUUAACCCCUUCCAGUCCGGACACUUCCCCCCCCUUCCAGUCCGGACACUUUCCCCCCCUUCCAGUCCGGUAAACACUUUCCCAUCCAUUCUGGACACUUUCCCCCCCUUCCAGUCCGGACACUUUCCCCCCCUUCCCAGUCCGGACACUUUCCACCUCCUUCCAGUCCGGACACUUUCCCCCCUUCCAUUCCGGACGCUUUCACCCCCUUCCAUUCCGGACGCUUUCACCCCCUUCCAGUCCGGACACUUUCCCCCCCUUCCAGUCCGGACACACUUUCCCCCCUUCCAGUCCGGACGC